Messenger RNA from Humulus lupulus (European hop), 3130 nucleotides. RefSeq lists its product as uncharacterized. Bases 1 to 2175 code for a protein of 724 amino acids. Gene Ontology annotation, molecular function: microtubule plus end polymerase activity; microtubule plus-end binding; single-stranded DNA binding. The transcript has 28 exons. The record is from RefSeq and is a predicted model, not a curated record. Gene Ontology annotation, cellular component: microtubule plus-end; centrosome; spindle pole. Gene Ontology annotation, biological process: mitotic spindle organization; establishment or maintenance of microtubule cytoskeleton polarity; DNA damage response. NCBI's taxonomy places the organism in Eukaryota, Viridiplantae, Streptophyta, Magnoliopsida, Rosales, Cannabaceae.
AUGAUCGACAUAGAUAAAAGUGUCAAACAGCUGGUCACAGAGGCCAAUUUGAGACUGGUCAGCCUUUUGGCCCCUCAUCAAGAUGUAGGGGAGUCAAUAGCGGGGAGUGCCACUGGUGGAGAGGUUCUCGAGCAGGACCCAAAUGUGUCACAACCCCCUCUGAGGAGGGCAACUGGAGUGACAAUCAGGGAACCCUCCAGCGCCCCGCGGACUGCUGCUCCCCCCACCCCAAUGGGAAAGGGAAAAAAGAAAGCCACCGAACCUCUCGAGCCCCUCGACGAAUCCUCGGAUGAAAACGACAUGGACUUCGAGAAUGUGUUCGACAUAUAUAGUGCCCCCGAGGCUCCCGAAGCUCCCUCGAGCAAGAGGCAUCCUGGGGAAAGCAGUAAAGUGCCUCAGGCCAAGAAAACCCGUACUGCAGGCCCUCUGGUAGACGGACCCUCAGCAAAUGUAACACCACCUCCUUCUCCUCUUGAGCAACAAACGCCCCCUGCUCAUGUUGGGUCGACACCUUCUCCACCGACCCCAACCGACCAGACUCAGCAGGCUGUUUCUACUUCCACGGGGGGCGACAUAUCGAGUCGCGCCUUGAGAUUGGUCAAAGACAGGGUGGCCAAAAUUUUGAAGCACGAACAUUGCCGAGAGGCAAUGCUGACCCUUAUUGCCGGCCGACUUCGCUCGGGUGCUGUCACUGAGCACUAUCGUCCUUCGUACAAUGUUUCCCUGGGAUCAAACAUACCCGUUAUCCACAGAGAAGACGACUCUGAUGGUGCAGUGGUCCUCCAAUGCAUGAAAUGGGGACUUAUUCCCAGUUUCACUAAGAAAACUGAGAAACCUGAUCACUAUAAGAUGUUUAAUGCUCGAUCUGAGUCCAUCAGUGAAAAGGCUUCUUCCCGUCAUCUUAUUCCUAAAAAUUGGUGCCUUGUUUCAGUAGAAGGAUUGAAACUGAAAGUUGAAACAACCUUAAAUCAUGUUGCCAACAGUAAAAACAUAGGAGAAACUGUAAUUGAAACCAGCUUUAAUCAUGUUGCCAACAGUAAAAUCAUAAAAGAAAUCAUAUUAAACAGAUUUAAAACUUGUUACACAGCAGUGAACACUUUUUGUGAAGCUGUAGGUCCUGGAUUUAUUUUUGAAAGACUUUACAAGAUACUGAAAGAGCACAAGAAUCCCAAGGUUCUUAGCGAGGGGCUACUGUGGAUGGUUUCAGCAGUGGAAGAUUUUGGCAUCUCACAUUUGAAACUUAAGGAUUUAAUUGAUUUUUGUAAAGAUACUGGACUGCAGUCAAGUGCAGCUGCUACUAGAAUUUUUUCUGUCAAGCUUUUGGGUGUUUUGCAUAAAUUUGUCGGCCCAGAUAUUAAAGGGUUUCUUUCUGAUGUUAAACCUGCACUUCUUAGUGCACUGGAUACGGAGUAUGAGAAGAAUCCAUUUGAGGGUGCAGCUCCAGCUCCAAAGAGAACUAUUAAAUCAGCAGAACCUACAUCUGCAUCUUCUGGUGGACUAGAUGGCCUGCCACAGGAAGAUAUUAGUGGGAAGAUUACACUUACCCUGCUUAAAGGCUUAGAAAGUGCUGAUUGGAAGGCUCGCUUGGAGUCAAUUGAAGCUGUGAAUAAAGUUUUGGAAGAGGCUAACAAGGGCGUCCAACCCAAUGGAACUGCUGAAUUGUUUGGUGCUCUACGGGUUCGUCUAGGUGACAGCAACAAAAAUUUAGUCAUGGCAACAUUGACAUGCAUUGGCAAUGUUGCAUGUGCAAUGGGUCCAGCUGUUGAGAAAGCAAGCAAGGGCAUUUUAGCGGAUGUUUUGAAAUGUUUCGGUGACAAUAAAAAGCAUAUGAGGGAAUGCACAUUGAAUACUUUAGAUUCUUGGCUCUCUGCUGUUCAUCUUGAUAAAAUGGUUCCUUACAUUACAGCAGCUUGGACAGAUGCAAAACUUGGUGCGGAAGGGCGCAAAGAUCUUUUUGAGUGGUUGUCAAAACAACUAUCUGGGUUAACUGAAUUUCCUGAUGCUGUACAGCUACUAAAGCCAGCUUCCUCUGCUCUGACGGAUAAAUCAUCAGAUGUUCGUAAAGCAGCAGAGACAUGCAUUGCUGAAAUCUUGAGAGUUUGUACACAAGAAACUGUUGAGAAGCUUGUUAGGGAUGUUCAGGGACCAGCUUUAGCUCUUGUUCAUGACGUUUGAAGCAUUAUGGUAAUUUUCAAGAAUCUUUUGAAUCUGCCAAAACAAUUUCGGCCGCUGCAAGACCCUUUCGAAAGUGGGUAAAUCCACUUCUAAUGGUGUUUUGAAGCAUGGAAGCAAAGUAGCAUCUUCUAGAACUGUUGGUACGAAGGCUUUGAGGUCAGAAUCAAUUAUGUCCGUUCAAGAUAUAGCAGUUCAAUCGCAGGCUUUACUAAAUGUUAAAGAUUCCAAUGAGGAGGAUAGGGAAAGAUUGGUAGUAAGGAGGUUUAAGUUUGAAGAUCCACGGAUAGAACAAAUUCAAGACCUUGAGAAUGAUUUGAUGAAGUACUUCACAGAGGAUUUGCAUAGACGGCUUCUAAGCACAAAUUUUAAGAAGCAAAUUGAUGGGCUUGAGAUGCUGCAAAAGGAUGGCUAUGCUAUACAAAGCUUUAAGCUAGGAAUGGCUGCACAAAAGAGUCAAUUUUUUUUCAACACAUAAAUUUUGCAUUUGACAUCGUGCAUUAGUUUCAAUCGCAGCCCAAACUCUGCAAGAUUUCAGUCAAGUGUAUUUGGCUCUGCUGUUCCAAGAGGAUCAUCUGUUUUACAGUUUUGGUCGGAUUCUCUUUGAAAGAAGAAUAGAUUCUCUUUGAAAGAAGAAUGGUAAAGGACUCUUGUUGUAAACAAUUUUACUGGAGAGUUCCUUGAUCUCACUAGUCUCACCAAGUUAAAAGAACUAAGGAUCAGUAGUAACUACUUCACAGGAAGGAUGCCUGAGUUUGGCAAUUUGAAACAACUUCAGAAGUUGAUGAUUCUGAGGUUUGCUAUCAGUUUUCCUCUGGAAUAAAGUCUCGAGCAUUGGGUAUGAUUCGCUUUCAUGUACUUUCUGUACUCAAAAGUGCGUCUUCUCAGGUUCAGUCAGCAAUUCGGAGCAAUAGUAGCAGCAAGGCAUUUCUUGCUGAGGGUGUAUUCUUGGUUGGAU